CGCCGCCCUCUGCUCCUCUUCGCCGGGAUGAUGGACCAGCAGCCGGCCGAGCGGGACUGUGACGGGCGGCGCCAUGGAGCCGUGAUCCGCAGGGCGGAGAGCAGGUAAAUGGAGGCGCAGGACCGGAGCCGCUCCCCGUCCCGCAGGACCAGCCGGGUGGAGCAGGUGGUGGGACGAUGGCUGAGACGCUCUCGAGAUUUAGGCAGCAGGUCUCACUCCCUGAGCAGAGACCGGGUCGCUGCCGACGGCAAGGCCGCCGAGUCCAGCGGCUCCGACCAGAGGAACUACCCCUUCCGCUUCAACGUGCAGAUCCAGCGGGACCCAGGUGUCCAAUCCCACGGCCUCACGCUCUCCUCCCAGACCCCCAUCGUGGUGCAGGAGGUCACCCCAGGUGGUCCUGCAGAUGGCCGGCUCGUCCCCGGAGACCGGCUCGUAAAGAUCAAUAACGUCGCUGUCGAUGACCUGACCCCGGAGCAAGCCAGUGAAAUAAUCAGGGAGUGUCAGGACACGCUGACCAUGACGAUCCUCAGGAUAAUGGUGGGCCCGAAGUCGUCCUUCAUCACACCAGAGAAGAGGGCCAAGCUGCGCUCCAACCCAGUCAAGGUCCACUUCGCCGAGGAGGUGGAGGUCAACGGUCACUCUCAGGGGAACUCGCUGCUCUUCUUACCCAACGUGCUCAAGGUUUAUCUGGAGAACGGACAGACCAAGGCCUUCAAGUUCGAGCCCAGCACCACUGUCAAGGACAUCGUCAUGACGCUGAAGGAGAAACUGUCUCUGAGCCGGAUCGAACAUUUCUCUCUGGUUCUGGAGCAGCAACACAGCAUCAGCAAACUGCUGCUGCUGCAUGAGGAGGAGAGGAUACAGCAGGUGGUCCAGAAGAAGGAAGCCCACGACUACCGGUGUCUGUUCCGAGUGUGUUUCAUGCCCAGGAGCCUGGAGAUGCUGCUGCAGGACGAUCCCACCGCCUUCGAGUACCUCUACCUUCAGGGAGUGAACGACGUGCUGCAGGAGCGCUUCGCUGUGGAGAUGAGGUGCAACACCGCUUUACGACUGGCUGCUCUGCACAUUCAGGAGAGGCUGGCGAGCUGCGGACAAUCACCCAAAACUAACCUGAAGAUGAUCACGAAGACCUGGGGCAUCGAGAACUUCGUGUCGUCCACUCUGCUGAGGAACAUGCGUGAGAAGGAUCUGAGGAAGGCCAUUGGCUACCACAUGAAGAAGAGCCAGUCGCAGCAUGACCCCAAGCAGAAGGGCGUGUCGGUGGAUCACGCCAGGCUCAACUACUUGGACGAGCUCAGCGACCUCAAGUCCUUCGGCGGGAAAUCCUUCGGCGCCACCAUGAUGCUCCAGGACCGGGAGUCCAUGGUGACCCUGCUGGUGGGGGCGCGCUACGGGGUGAGCCAGGUGGUCAACCACAAGCUGAGCAUCCUGUCCACGCUCACGGAGUUCAGCAGCAUCACGCGCAUCGAGCUGCUGCCCGAGUCCGAUAAGGUCAGCCUGGUCAAGAUCUACCUGCAGGACAUCAAGCCCAUUACAUUACUGUUGGAGUCAGCUGCUGCCAAAGACAUGUCCUGCCUCAUAGCCGGGUACUGCCGGGUGUUCGUCGACCCCGCGCUCAACAUCUUUCCCUGGACUGACGACUCCAGGAAGCACAGGGUGUCUGCAGAGGAAGGCUAUGUGUCGCGCUGCGGCAGCGACUCGGACUCCUCAGACCCGGGCACGGAGCCGCCGUCGGGCCCGAUGUCCCGAGACGACAGGCCGUGUCCACGUGUCCGGUCGUCCUCAGACCCAGACGGAAGGAAGAGAAAAGACAGGCAGAGGAGGAGAGACGGCAAAGAGAUGAGCGGAAGACCGUGGGAUGAGAAAAAAGUCCAAGAAGAGAAAGACGGAAGCAGCGAAAAGGAGAAAACUGCAGCAGAGGAGGAGAGGAAAAAUGAAGACCAGGGACGGAUAGAAGAGGUCCAGGACGGGGGACAGAGGGAGACAACACAGAGUGCAUCAGGGGGACAGAGUGGAGGAAAUGUUGGAGGACAUGUUGGGGGACAGACUGGAGGACAGGCUGGAGGAGGAUCAGAUGUUGGAGUCGUGGAGGAGAAUCCGUCUGCCUCAGAAGCCUCGGACUCGUGUCACACGGACUCCCGUGUCCUCACCAGCCCGUCCAGCGACUCUCUGGAUGCUUUGGAGGAAGACGACCUGCUGACCUGCUCCUCCUCGUCUGUCCUCCUGAACGUCCACUCGUCCCUCCAGCUGCACCCCUUCUCAGAGCGCCACGCUCAGCCUCACCUCCUCACCCCGCCGCCGGCUCACUCCCACCCGCUGCUGCACCUGACGGGGGGAGGAGGAGGAGGAGGAGGAGGAGGAGGAGGAGGAGGAGGAGGUUCCUGCAGGAAGUCAGGGGAUGGAGGAGAUCCUCACCUCCUCUCGCCAGACUCCUCCCACCAGAGCCGUGCGAGUGGUCUCUGUUCUGACGACAGCUCGCUGUGCUUCGCCGAGCUGUCCCGCCUGGUGGACUUCCUGCCGAGUCCCCCGGAGGCCAGCGAGGAGGAGGACGAAGAGGACGAGCUGAGGAGGAGGAGGAGGAGGAACAUGCUGCAGGAGGUGGAGCAGGCAGCAAGGAGAGCGGGAAGCCUGAGCGUGGAGGCGGGGUCGAAGGAGUCCCCGUCCCCGUCCUCCCCCUGCUCCCAUCUAGAAUUUGUCUUCAACUUCGACCAGAGCGACGCUCGGUGCUACUACAACAUCUGCUCCAACAUCACGCCCGACAGCGCCCGCAGCCUGUCCCACCCCCCGCAGGGCACCGACGGGGGGGCCGAGGAGGGGGCCGGGGAGGGGGGCGGGGAGGGGGCCGGGGAGGGGGCCGGGGAGGGGGCCGGGGACCAGGCCGUCCCCAUCCUGCAGCCGCCGCCCGGCUUUGGGGACAGCAGCUCUGACGAGGAGUUCUUUGACGCCAGGGACGGAUUCGGCUCGCCGGAGGACCCGACGUCGGGCGCCGUGCCUCGAGACGUUUGCACCGAGAUGAAGCUGAACUUCCUCAGCACUCUGAGCCUCAGCGACAUCCAGCUCUCUGCUCCAGACACAAACAAAGACGGAAAAGCACAAGAAGAGGAAGACGAGACCUUGCUGCAGCUGAGGAAAAGAUCCCGUAAGCGCCGGUCUUACAUGGAGACUGAUUACACCUCCAGAGUGUCGUAUCCCGACCCGGACCCGAAGACCCAGCAUGGCUCCGUGUCGACCCGGCCUCUCCUGGCUGAGGCCGGCGACGGCCAGAUGUUCAGUUCUGAUCCGGAACCUUCGAAGCAGACACAGAAUCCCAGUCCCACCGUGUCCUCGCUCACCCACUCUGAAGGAGAACCGACUCAGCUGGAGUCCAAACCCAUCCUGGCCAAACUGUCCUCGUACAGACCCGACCCGCUGUCUCGUCCACGGUCCCUCGAGCCCAAAGACCCCCAGGUCUCCCCCAGAACCAAGAAGCAGGACAUGGAGAUGGAGCCUGACGCCAUGGAGUCCAAAUCAGUGACCGACCUGCUGAAAGCAGCGUCUCCUGCCAUCACGGUGGUUCGCUGCCGCGUGGAUCCAGACGGGAAGGAGAGCGCCGAUCGGAGGGCUGAUGGGAAGGAGGAAGGGGUGACAGAGGGGGAGAUGGAGGAGGGAGACAGGGACGAACCCGAUAGUUUGGCGAGUCCAAGCUUAGCGAAGGUGAACACAUCUGCAGUCCAGGAUCUCUGCAAAGAGCCUCCUUCUCCAACGCAUUUCCUCUUCCAGACCUGCUCCCCGACCAUCAUGGGCCGAUUGUCUGCUUCAACCCUCAGAGGGAAGAUCCAGAAGUUGCCUCUUUAUCUGUCCAGAUCCCAGGAAACUGUCAACCAAGCUGGUGGUGAGAACGUGGAACAGUCUCCGUCCGAGGACAGCAGCCAGGAGAACUCAAAGAUCACCAUCCAGGUCACCGACGUUCACGAUGUGACGCAGACCGUGGACCUGGAGAAGGGCGCCGCCGCCGAGUCUGUGGAGUCGGACGAUUCAGACGCCACGGUCACGGGCUCCGAGGUGGACGGGGACUAUUUUGUGGACGUCAACUCAGCUAAGUGUUUUCAUUCAGCAUCAGAAGUGGCAGGAGCUAGUCCUCAGGUUCCUGUCCAGACUGAACCCAAAGCCCAGUGUCACCAACCUAAUUUGUACUCUGGACUUCUCAAGAGCGCUCCAGGACCGAUAACUGCUCCUCCCACCUCCAUCAUGAGCCACUUUCAGACAGAACCAUCGGGGCUAAAGACAGACACUCCUGGCCCCGUUAAGGAAGCUCCAGAACCAAACGUUGUAGUGGGAGACGCUCUGGGGAACAGAACAAGCAGUCGAUGUCCGUCUGUCCCUGCUCCCAUCGUGGUGACCACACAGAACCUGAACGGUCCAGGACUUCCUUUCCACAGUCAGCCCCAGAAAGCCAGAAGAACCAGCAGUGACAGGCCCUUGAUGGGUCUCUGCAGGCCUCCAGAGCAGAACUCAAACUCACCAAAAGCCCUUUCCUCGGGCUGCAGAGUGUUUACCAUCUGUGAGGAUCUGUCCCAGAACCAGCUCCCCGGCGAGGUGGUCUCCGUCGCCCCUUUCAAGGCUGAAAUCAGCUGCGGCUCUGUGCUGGCGUCCGGAUGCGAGUCAGUGGUGGAGGGGAUCCAGGCGCCGCUGGACGCCUGUGGCUGCCCACCGGUUUACGCCAACUGCUUCAGUUCGGGGGACGGAUUCGACGACGAGCUGACGGUGUACGAGUUCUCCUGCCGCACGCAGAGCAGCGGCGUGACCCAGCCCUCCGGCGCAGGUCUUCCUCUCAUGAGCUCGGCUCCGGUUCCCUCCUUCCUCUCCACCUCCUCCUCCACCCACUCUCCGUCCUUCCCUCGCUCCAUCCUCUUCUCCAGCUCUACCUCUGAACUGUCCCCCCUCCUCUCCCCGCUGUCCGACUCCUCCGACUCGCACAGAGACACCAUCGGUCGGCUCGGUCAGCAGCGUUACCCAGAACCCCCCGCAGGCUUUCAGAUGUUGCGUGUGGACGUAGACCAGCUCCUCUCCAUUCUGGAAAGCAGCAGUGUGGACCGGUCGGUGGCAGGUUACGGAGGACGCCAUCCCAGAGACACGUGCCCCGCCCACUUCACAGAGAACAAGAGAGUCCUGCAGCUGGAGGCACGGCGGCUGAUGUCGGGCUGCCAGAAGGUGGUGGGCGUCGGGCAGAGCCCGCAGGAGAUGCUGCGCUCGCUGGCCGACAGCUUCCGGACCCUGGUGGAGCUGGCCGGCGUCUGUCUCUGGUUCUCCGGGUGCGAUAGGUGCGACCGCAGGAACGCGGAGGCCGUGGCGGGCCUGGCCGACGUGGCCCGCUCAUUUAGGGACUUCUGCCUGGCGGCGGAGCGGGCGAGCAGCAAACGCAGCUGCCAGGACCUUAGCACCAAGCUGCUGGCCAAGCAGUGCACGGCGCUCACCGCGUCCGUCUUCUGCCUCACCCAGCUGUUCCGCACCCUCACUGCACUAUGA
This is a messenger RNA of Salarias fasciatus (jewelled blenny), 5505 nucleotides long. It is a transcript of the gene frmpd1a, whose product is annotated as FERM and PDZ domain containing 1a. The record is from RefSeq and is a predicted model, not a curated record. Gene Ontology annotation, molecular function: protein binding. Bases 109 to 5505 code for a protein of 1798 amino acids. Gene Ontology annotation, cellular component: cytoskeleton. The transcript has 16 exons. Lineage: Eukaryota; Metazoa; Chordata; Actinopteri; Blenniiformes; Blenniidae.